Messenger RNA from Aspergillus pseudonomiae, 1537 nucleotides. Its product is annotated as alpha/beta hydrolase. Lineage: Eukaryota; Fungi; Ascomycota; Eurotiomycetes; Eurotiales; Aspergillaceae. The transcript has a single exon. Bases 399 to 1319 code for a protein of 306 amino acids. Gene Ontology annotation, molecular function: hydrolase activity. The record is from RefSeq and is a predicted model, not a curated record.
UUAACUCCUUCGGCCGACGGCAUGCCGAUCAUCUCCAAAUUUCGGCCUAAAUCCACUACAUCGGACCAAGAAGACGCUAAAUCAUGCUCCAACUCUAUUCUCAUGACCCAGCGAGCCAAUGACAAGGGCCAAGGCAAGGCCGAGAAGAACUUCCUUCGCCCGAAAUAGUUUAGGUUCCGCCGAAAUAUAUCGGACUUUGGUUACGUCAUGAUUGUAUAUUGGGUUUUCGUGCUUCGUGUGGUUCGAAUUGAACGAUUCUUAUAAAUGCCCAAAACACGAUGUACGAAGAAGACACUUUCAUUCAACAGCAGCUUCAUUGUUACAGAUCUCAGAAAUCUUUGUCUGGAGACUAAUUCCAAAGUCACAUUUAUCCGAUUCAAUCGCCGAUCUCCAACACCAUGUCUUCCCCUACGCAGGUCCUCUUCCCUUCUUUCCACCUGAAGAUUGCCGGUGAGCUCCACACGCCGGUGGACGGUGCCCCAGACCGCAAAGGCGCCGCCGUGGUAGUUAGCCACCCGAUGACCGGUGUGAAAGAGCAAACCUCGACCGACUACGCGAAGGCCCUGGCGAAGGCCGGCUUCUACGCCCUCACCUUCGACGCCGGCUACCAAGGCGAAAGCACCGGCGAGCCCCGCGGCCUCGAAGACCCCCACCAGCGUGUCGAAGACAUCAAGGCAGCCGUCAGCUACCUGACAACACUGAAGGAUCAGGUGGACGCAUCGCGGAUCGGAGUGCUGGGCAUCUGCGCCUCGGGCGGCUACGCGUCCUACGCCGCUCAGUCGGACGCUCGUAUCCGCGCGCUGGCUACCGUCAGCGCGGCCUGCGUCGGUCGCAUGACACGCAACGGAGGUGUGCAUGAGCACAACAAGGAGAAUGCCCAGGCUAUCGCCGGUGCCCUUCAGUUUGCCGGCCAGUGGCGGACCACCGUCGCCAGCGGUGCUCCCAGCGAGGCCCCUGCCAUGUUCGAUGCCACGAAUGUGGCGGACGAUGCGGAUUCGUUCUUCAAGGACGCUGCCGCGUACUAUGGAACGAGCAGGGGAAAGCAUGAGCGCUCGACUCAGAAGGUGCCCCCCGUCAGCUAUGAUCUUAUGGUUCCCUAUGACUCGUUCAACUUCCAGCACCUCAUCUCGCCCAGACCGCUAUUGAUGAUUGCCGGUAGUGAGGCGCAGACGCUUCACUACAGUAAGACGGCAGUCGAGACUGCGAAGGAACCCAAGGAGUUGUUCGUUGUGAAGGGCAAGAACCACUUCGACAUCUAUGAUGAUCUGAAUGAGUCUGGCCCUAAGCUGGUUGAUUUCUUUGGAAAGAACCUUCAAUAGACUUACCGAACGAGAUGGUUUACAUGGGUGAAUGAUGUAUAUGAACCUUUUGAUCUGUACAUAGUUAACCAAGAACGAAAAGGCUUGCCUGUGUCGCAAUGCGAUCAAUCGCUCAAGUUGGUAGAUGCUAAGGAGAAACUAUGUGCUCUCCUCUUUUAGGGCUCAGGCAUUCAAGAGACACAUUAGAAUAACCAUGGAGUUGAUAUGGAGUUGUGAUC